AUGUGUCAAAAUCCCCGCCCCGCAGCUUCACUGGCGGCCGUUGGGCGCGUGCGCUCCCCUCAGAGACGAGGGCGGGAAAGCGGCGGAGCGGAACGGAGCGAGGGGCGAAACCGGGCCGGGAACCGGGGCGUGGGGGGGGCUCGGGUGGGCUCUGCUGACCCGGUCACCCCGCCGUUUCCUCGGCUACAGUGCUGGCGUGGGCGGCGGGGCGGGUUUCCGAAGUGUGAGAGGGCUGAGGAGCAGCGAACUGCGCACCUGCAGAGGAGGGAACCCAGGAUGCUGCCUUGUCUUCAUUCCUUCUUUAAGGAGAGGAAUAUAUAAAUAUACUUGUUCCAAGGAUAUAGCUGUAUUUCCACAGAGUAUGAAGUUCUGUAUGAAGGUACCCUUUCCUGCCCUGUGUGCGAACAGACCUGCUUUGCAAGGGAUCUAGGUAAAAAUUUCCUUGUCAAGAACUUUCCCACUGGGAAUUCAGCUAUGGCUAAGGGCUGCUCCACAUGUAAAGAGAAGAGACCUGCUCACAGUCUCUGCACAAGCUGCAAUAGGUGGUUGUGCAGCUCAUGCACAGAGGAACACAGACACGACAAGGAAACUGGGGACCACUUCCUGUCUGUAUCACUGAAGGGCUGCACAGCCACUGAAGAAGCAGCAGGCGAGCUUUCAUUAUUCUGUCCAGAACACACUCAAGAGCCACUCAAGCUGUUUUGUGAGACCUGUGACACCCUUACCUGCCACAGCUGUCUUCUGACAGAGCAUAAGGAACACAGGUUUAGACAUCUUGAUGAAGCUUUGCAAAAUCAGAGAAUUAUCCUAGAAAAUGUUAUAACUAAAGUGAAAGAGAAAAAAAAUGGGAUUCAGGCUUCAGCUAAACAGAUUGAGGACAGGUUGCUUGAAGUAAAACUUUUAUACAAAAAAGUAGAAAACCAAAUAAAAACGGCCAAGAUGGUUUUGAUGAAUGAAAUCAAUAAACGAACAAACAUCCUUCUUGAACAACUUGAAAAAAUCACCAGUGAAAAGAAGCAGAAGUUGGAGCAACAACUGCAAGGUGUUGUGGUUUUAGGCAGACAGGUAGAACAUGUGCAGAACUUCAUCAGUUGGGCAGUGUGCAGUAAAAACAGUAUCCCAUUUCUCUUCAGCAAAGAACUGAUUGUAUUUCAGAUCCAACGCUUACUAGAGACAAACUGUAACACAGACACAGGCCCUCCUCUGAAGAUCAGGUUUACUUGGGAUCCCUCCUACUGGACGAAACAAUUAUCCAAUUUGGGCGGUUUCACUAUGGAAGGUGGACACAUUUCUCACCCAGAUGUGCUACUCUAUGGAAAUGUACAAGGAUUACAGACAUUGUAUCAUGGGCACCACUCACCAGCAUCCCAGCUGGAGCCUGUGCACACCCACCCACAUCACUUCACACCUGCAGUGCAGUGUCCUGCACCUGUCUGUUGCCCACACUGCCUCAGCAUACCUCACCCAAACAAAGCUCAGCCUUCUUACCAAGACCUGAACCGCAAUAAAAAUUUUCUACAGCCUCCUGAACUGCAUCAGCAGCACUUUCCUCUGCAGUGCAGCACGCAGCAACAGGACAAAGAGCAAAGGGGCUCCCUCCAACCCACGAAGCUAACACAGUCUGGGCCGGAACAACAGUGCCGGUCUGAGCCAGAGAAUGUGUCUGGGAGGAUGGGAAAGCACUUACCGGCCCAGCAGCAGCAGCAGGCUGCACCCCUAGAUGCUGCUGUGCUCUCACACGAGGCUCAGCAAGUUGGCAGGAGCCAUCCGCAGCCAUUCCGCACGCAGGCUUCUUUGCAGGGGUCAGCUGUGCAAGUGCAACUUGGUCAGCUCCAGAAAAUAAAAUCAAACCCCUUGCAGCAGCCACCACCGCAGCAGCAGCCGCCAGCAUCGCCACCAUCAGGUCAGAAUGAGAACGCCCACAAGCAAGUCAUCCAGCAGAGCCUGGACAUAAUGCACCACCGGCUUGAGCUGGAGGAGAUGAAAAAAGAUCUAGAGCUUCUUCUGCAGGCCCAAGGACAGUCCAGCUUGCAAUUAAACCAAGCCAAGCCACCUCAGCAUGUUCAACAGACCAUAGUUGGUCAAAUCAAUUACAUAGUGAGGCAACCAGCCCCAGUUCAGCAACAAAUUCAAGAUGAACGACAAGUCUGUGAGAGUUCCACUGAACUUGAUGCCCAGAAGCCUCUCGUUCCGCUUGACAAAAGUGAUGGUUCCUCUCUGUCACAGUCACCAGAUGAAGAAGGCAGUGUCAGCAGUAACUGCCCUGAGAACACAUUGCAACAGCCAGCUUUCCAUCCAGUGAGGAAGCAUUCAACAUCCUUAAGCAUUCUGGGUUUUACAGACAGUUUAGUAAUGGAAUUGCCUUCAACAAGGUUAUCUGAUCCACAGAUGCAAGGUGUGGCUGCUGUAACUCUUGGCCCAUCCCCAAAUGCUGAUUGUGAUUCUCCAUCAGAGUCAAUGCCCACUUACAGCCUGGUGCUGGGCAGAGCUCCAAGUGACCUGAGCCCAGGGGCUGCUGCUGGCCUCCCACCAGGUGAUCAGCUCCAGGCCACCACCAAGUGCAAGCUGGAAAAUGAAGACUGUGAUGCUGUAGAUUGUUGUCUAGAAAACAGCUUGGCUGCUGCUGGGAAAGAUGUAGUCAAUGAAUUAACUCUUUCUAUGCAAAAAGUGCUGGAAGAACCUAUUAAUCUUUCAAUCAAAAAAUCUCAACAUUGUGCUUCUCCCUCUGAAACACUCAGCAGCACUUCUUUCCUGCCUCUGAAUACCAGAAUGAGUCAACUUAGCAACAAAGAAGAUUCCAGUAACUGUGAAAAGGAACAUUUUGAAAUGGGUGUGAAAAGCCAUCAGAAUGUCAGAGCUGGACCUAAGGAGCAGAAGAUUCCAUACGUGCGUUUGGAACGUCUGAAAAUUUGUACAUGGGAAGCAGGGGAGCUCCCAGUAUUUAAGCUCCAGCCACAGGAUAAUGAGCAGGAGGGCAAUUUCCUCCUGAUAAUUGACUGUGGGACACAGUCUUCAAGUAUGUCUAUAAAGAUAAAUAAAGAUAGUCCACCUGAAGGACUGAAAUCCAAAGAGAAAUCAGAGGACAGAAAAUUUCUCGUGUCCCAGGCUGCCAGAGACACACACUCUCCUCCUGUAGAUACUCUCUCUGUUGAUCAGAAGCUCAGCAAUGGCAACUCCAUCAUGAAAAAAUCUCCAGUUACUCAGGAAGAGAAUCCAAUUGAAAAUGAGGAUUUCUGUGCUGUGUGUCUUAAUGGAGGAGAACUGCUGUGCUGUGAUCACUGCCCCAAGGUCUUCCAUCUCUCCUGCCAUGUUCCAGCCCUGCUCAGCUUUCCAGUAGGAGAAUGGGUGUGCACACUGUGCCGUAAUCCAGUGAAACCAGAGGUAGAAUAUGACUGUGAAAACACACGCUACAGGCACAGCUGUAAUGCACGUUAUGGACUUGAUGACUGUGACCAGAAGAAGUGUGAAAAGCUGCUGCUUUCCCUGUUCUGCAGUAGUAUGAGCCUCCCAUUCCAUGAACCUGUCAGCCCCCUGGCUCGGCAUUAUUAUCAGAUCAUCAAAAGGCCAAUGGAUUUGUCAAUCAUACGAAAAAAGCUGGAAAAGAAGGACGAGUUCCACUAUUCUGCACCUGAAGAACUUGUGACCGACGUGCGUCUCAUGUUUUGGAACUGUGCAAAGUUCAAUUAUCCAGAUUCUGAGGUUGCUGAGGCUGGACGAUGCCUGAAUGUAUUCUUUGAGGGAAAACUGAGGGAGAUUUAUCCAGACAGGCAUUUUCCUUCCAUGCAACAAGAAGACUCUGAUUCUGAAGAAGUGGAGAGUCAGAAUAGCCAAGUGCCACCCCAGGAUUUCCAGGGGCCCUCGUAUGGACAGGAGUGUGUUCAGCCUAAGAGGAGACGGCGCCACGCUGGAAAAUUGCAGAAGCAAAAGCAUUUGAUUGCUAAGUGGCCACCCUGCUAA
Messenger RNA from Calypte anna (Anna's hummingbird), 3957 nucleotides. RefSeq names its product tripartite motif containing 66 (gene TRIM66). The record is from RefSeq and is a predicted model, not a curated record. Gene Ontology annotation, molecular function: protein binding; zinc ion binding. Lineage: Eukaryota; Metazoa; Chordata; Aves; Apodiformes; Trochilidae.